AUGGCUUCAUGUGGAGAACCUACUGAAGAACGUGGCAGGAAGGAGAAGUCAGAAACUCCGGUGGACACCACCGAAAAAAACUCUAACGAAACCAACCCCUCCCCCAAAACAAAACUAAACCUAGCGCCGCUCCUCACUCUCUACCAGCGAAGAAACCUCAAGCCUAAAGCCCUACUACCCCAGCCAGUAGCCACUCUCUUCUCACACUCUCGCUCUCUGCACUCUCGAGGCCUGCGGCGAACCCACCUAGCGCUGGGGAGACCGUUCCUCUCACCACCUUGCAGCGCCGCCGAACUCUCCCCCCAGCGCCUCCGAACCUUCCUCUCACUGCUCCCAGGACCUCCUCGCGGACAGAGCACAACGAAGCCCCAACCCCAGCCAGCAGUGAGCAGUCCAACACCACCCUCGCACCCAGCAGUAGCACAGCACCACCCACUCACCCAGCACAGCACCACGCCACCACCCAGCCGCGUUUCUGGCCACCCACAACUUAGCACCUCCCACCCAGCCACCAAUUCAAGUCAGAUAUGGAGUCGGAGCCACCGAAUCAGAAAUUUGACAAGUAUGGAGCUUUUAGGAUUGUUGUCUCCUUUUGUUGCCAAUAUGACACUCUGACUAAUAUGUAAGUGCUUAACUCUAAAUCUCAGUUCAUUGACUCUGGUAUUUACAAGUUCUAAUUGGAAAACCA
Arachis duranensis is the source of this 688-nucleotide messenger RNA. RefSeq lists its product as uncharacterized. NCBI's taxonomy places the organism in Eukaryota, Viridiplantae, Streptophyta, Magnoliopsida, Fabales, Fabaceae. The record is from RefSeq and is a predicted model, not a curated record. The transcript is spliced from 3 exons. The coding region runs from base 1 to 615 and encodes 204 amino acids.